Molecule: messenger RNA, 1031 nt
Organism: Acromyrmex echinatior (Panamanian leafcutter ant)
Lineage: Eukaryota; Metazoa; Arthropoda; Insecta; Hymenoptera; Formicidae
Product: aminopeptidase N
Biological process (GO): peptide catabolic process; proteolysis
Cellular component (GO): cytoplasm; membrane
Molecular function (GO): zinc ion binding; peptide binding; metalloaminopeptidase activity
Source: RefSeq, a predicted model, not a curated record
AAAUUAUGAUAUCAAGAAUUGGGAAAAAAUUUCAAAUUAUUUAAAUUCUGAGAACUUCACGAAUAUACACGUUAUUAAUCGUGCUCAAAUUAUCGAUGAUCUUUUUGAUUUUGUGGAUGGAAGAAUAAGUGGAUUUGUCUUCCUUAAUCUUGUAAAAUAUCUACAGCGAGAAGUCGAUUGUGUGGCAUGGUAUCCAUUACUGUUCCAAGUUAUACCAUCGUUAAAGAAUACUAUUUUCCUACCAGAGGCCACAUAUAUCAAGAUAACCAUAAUGACACUCCUUAGCUAUCUUUUUCAAAAUAUAGGAUACUUAGAAAAUAUUGAUGAUAAUGAUAUUACAAAACAAGUAAGACUAAGAGCCAUAAAAUGGGCAUGUAUCAUCGAUGACAAAUUUUUCAAGAAUACGAUCGAUUUUAAAUUGAAUCAACAUCUCGUGGAUGAACUUUAUAGAAUGUCACCGGAACAUAAUUUUAUGUAUUGUAUUGAUUUGAUGGCAGCCAAUAGAACUACUUGGGAUAAAAUAUUGGAAUUAUAUCAAAAGACAGAUCCAAAAGAGGAAAAUUUUAAAACAAUGUUGUUGAAAAGUUUGAGUUGCUCCGAAAAUUCUGAUAUUAUCAUCAACUAUUUAAAUAUUACAACAUUUAAUACUUUAUUAUUUCAUGAAAAGGAACGUUCUUUUAUCAUCAAGUCUAUUCUUGAUAAGCAUUUGAACAACACUUUGAUCCUUGAUUAUAUUUUAAACAAUUUUGAAACUAUAAAACCCAAAUCACUUACUACAACUGAGAUAAUAAAACUUAUUCUUGGGAAUGUUUUUUACGAUAAACAAAUCGAUAAGAUGAAAGUAUUCUCGGACGCUAAUUUUGCUCAUGAUCCAAUAACUCGGAAUGCAAUUAAAAAACUGAUACAAAAGCGUGAAAAUUUUCUUAAAAAAAGCCUGGAGAGUUUUAAAAAAUACUUCUUUUAGAAGAACAUCAACUGUAAUGAUCGAUCAGAAAGAAAUAUAAUACAAAACAUAUAUUUAACUACCUAAA